AUGAAAGCUUUGGCCUCGGUUGCACGCAACAAUAAGCCUGAAGCUCUAUCUCUUUCCGGGAUGUUGUCCGCUACCUCUGGUGGGGUCGAACGCCGACCCGGUACAUCUUCCUCGCAGUUAUGCGAUGCCUUAAAUGACCUCGCAAACCGCACAAACACUCCCACAACCGCCUUACCUUCCCUCCAGUCACCAUGUUUCUAUCACCAGAGGUUCGACGAUGCAGUGGAUAUCGACAAGGUCCUGGAGGAAAUCAAGAACGAUGAGUGGAUGUCCCACUCGCGCCUCGUGCAGACCGCUACCGGUGUACGUGAGGUCUCCAAGCAGCUGCAGCGAAGACCAAUCAAGCGCGCCGUCAGGAACAUCAUGAUUGUCACCAAGGCGCGAGACAACCAGCUGGUCCUGCUCACUCGCGAACUCACACAAUGGCUGCUGAGGACUCCGCGAUAUGGCUCCGACCUCGGCGUCAACGUUUAUGUGGAUGCCAAAUUACGCAACUCCAAGCGCUUUGGUGCUGCUAGCAUCGUUGAGGAGAAUCCGCGCUUCCAGCAUAUGCUCAAGUACUGGUCUCCGGAUCUGUGCUGGAGCCAGCCGGAGAAGUUCGAUCUUGUGUUGACCUUGGGUGGUGAUGGCACUGUUCUGUUCACCUCGUGGCUGUUCCAGAGAAUCGUGCCGCCUGUCUUGUCUUUCAGCCUCGGCAGUCUCGGAUUCUUGACUAGCUUCGAGUUUGAGCGGUAUAAGGACCACCUGAGCCGCAUCAUGGGUGAUGACGGCAUGCGCGUUAAUUUGCGCAUGCGCUUCACGUGCACCGUGUACCGAGAUGGUGCUCUUGGUCAGGAGAUGGAGGAGGGCGAGCAGUUCGAAGUCUUGAACGAGCUCGUUAUCGACCGCGGCCCGUCGCCGUACGUCUCCAACUUGGAGCUCUACGGUGACAAUGAGCUGUUGACUGUUGUCCAGGCGGAUGGCUGCAUCUUCUCCACACCGACUGGAUCAACAGCCUACUCACUGUCCGCUGGCGGGUCACUUGUCCAUCCUGACAUCCCUGCUAUUCUUCUCACUCCUAUCUGCCCGCACACGCUCUCAUUCCGCCCCAUGGUUCUCUCAGACACCAUGCUCCUGAGGGUAUCUAUCCCUCGCAACAGCCGCGCUACAGCCUACUGUGCCUUCGACGGCAAGGGCCGCGUGGAGCUCCGCCAAGGCGACUGCGUCACCAUCACCGCCUCGCAGUACCCUUUCCCCACCGUCACACGAACCGACACUGAGUGGUUCGACUCUGUGUCGCGCACCCUGCGCUGGAACACCCGCGCCGCCACCCAGAAGGCCUUCCUCCCAGGCGACAGCAGCAGCGCCAACAGCGAGAACGGCAAGGAAGACGACGAGGCCGAGUGGGACAUUGACACUGACUCGGCAUGCUACGCCAGCGAAGAGGGGAGCAUCAGUGCUAGCCCUUUGAGACGACAGAUGUCUCUCCUAGGCAUGUGA
Molecule: messenger RNA, 1479 nt
Organism: Phaeoacremonium minimum UCRPA7
Lineage: Eukaryota; Fungi; Ascomycota; Sordariomycetes; Togniniales; Togniniaceae
Product: putative atp-nad kinase protein
Exons: 2
Coding region: 1-1479 (492 amino acids)
Biological process (GO): NADP+ biosynthetic process; NAD+ metabolic process
Molecular function (GO): NAD+ kinase activity
Source: RefSeq, a predicted model, not a curated record